Colletotrichum acutatum is the source of this 1209-nucleotide messenger RNA. Its product is annotated as major facilitator superfamily domain-containing protein. Gene Ontology annotation, biological process: transmembrane transport. Gene Ontology annotation, cellular component: membrane. The record is from RefSeq and is a predicted model, not a curated record. Gene Ontology annotation, molecular function: transmembrane transporter activity. The coding region runs from base 1 to 1209 and encodes 402 amino acids. Lineage: Eukaryota; Fungi; Ascomycota; Sordariomycetes; Glomerellales; Glomerellaceae. The transcript has 7 exons.
AUGGGCAAUAUACCGCAUGCAUGGCUUGCCGUUGCGGGUUCCUUCCUCGUUUACUUCGCAUCUUUCGGUGUCGUGAACAGCUUCGGCUUCUUCCAGACCUUUUAUCAACAAGAGUACCUGAAGAAUUACUCGCCCACCGCCAUUUCCUUCAUCGGAACCCUGCAGAUCACCCUGAUGUAUCUGUCGGGUGCUGUUGCCGGAGCACUGUUUGAUCUCUACGGUCCCAAAUGGCUCUACCUGUUCGCUGCCAUUGGUGGUGCCGGCUCCAUGCUUGCGACAUCCUUCACGCAGCCGAAUGCAAUCUGGCAGCAAUUUCUGGCCCAAUCUCUUCUCUUCGGCCUUACAGUCGCCUAUGGAGUGCAACCCGCUCUCACGGUUGCAGGGCAGUAUUUCCACCGCAGGCGUGCUCUGGCCAUGGGAAUCGUCGCCUCCGGUAGCAGUUUCGGAGGAGUCUGCCUGCCAAUCAUGUUCUCCAAACUGAUUCCCACCAUUGGUUUCCCGUGGGCACUGCGUGUCGGGGCUCUGAUCAUGGUCAUCUGCUACGCUAUAGCCAUAGUCGUCUCCUCGUCCAAACGGCCCAAGAGGAAGAUGAGAUCUUUUAGGGAUCUGCUUGACUACAAAGGCUUUCUCGACAUCCGAUACUCUUGUCUCUCAGCCGGAGCAGUCAUCUCAAGUCUCGGCAUUUACGUUCCGUUUUACUACAUUGAGCCGUUUUGCGUCGCCCUUGAUCCGAACUCGACCAUUCGGCCUUACCUUCUCCCGCUGAUCAACGCGGCCAGUCUUUUUGGUCGUAUCAUUGGCGGUCACGCGGCGGACCGCAUCGGACGCCUGAACUUUCUCUACCCCAUGAUCCUUCUAUGUGGGCUUUUGUGCGUGGCGAUGUGGCUCCCUGCUACAACCCCUGGCGUUCUGGCUGGUUUUGCCUGCCUCUACGGCUUCGCAUCUGGGGUUUUCAUCUCAGUCAUGCCUGCCGCCACCGGCCAAAUCAUCCCUGCUGAUAGGCUGGGCGCAAGACUCGGCGCUUUUGGCACCGUUACGUCUAUGGCGUUUUUGACUGGCAGCCCAAUCGCUGGCGCGUUGAUUACAAGCGAGACCCGAGCCGGGUACCAUUCUCUGAUAAUCUUUGCAGGGUGUUGUCUGCUCGGAGGAGGAGCCAUCAUCUUCGUUGCUCGACUCCUGCACGACAGAAACCUCAAAAGCAAAUGGUAA